This is a messenger RNA of Knipowitschia caucasica, 213 nucleotides long. The record is from the annotation of a GenBank genome assembly. Lineage: Eukaryota; Metazoa; Chordata; Actinopteri; Gobiiformes; Gobiidae.
AUGCAGAUGAGCUCCCACUCGUUGGUCCAGUCCCACGCUGCCGUCACUAACACCACAUUAAAACACUUUCCCGGCUCCCGAGGUUCAAAAGAGGGGAAGGUGGAGGUGACGAAGGAGGGAAUGAAGCUGUGUACCAUGGGCCCCGGGCGAGUCUUUGGGGAGCUGGCCAUUCUCUACAACUGCACCAGGACCGCCACCGUGCGCAGUGAGUGA